GCCCCGCACUUCUAUAUACAGCCUCCUUCCAUAAGCAUGCUCCCUUCCACCCACCCACCCUCCUCCUCCUCCUCGCUAACCCUGGACUAGUCAGCCGUGACUGACACCGAGCGUAUUUGCCUCACCGUGGUUCAAGUCCCCUCCCUCUAUUGCGCACCACUCCAGCUUCCUUCCUAUCUGGGCUAUCAGACGCUGGAGCCGCUAGCUGCCACCAUGACAACAGCAUCACUUUACAAAGGCCUGCCCCUACCAUGCAUCAUUGACAAUGCGGCUCAUGAGACAAACUCCACCUACUCGGUAGCCUCUUUGAUCGAACCGGGACAAGAGCAGAAGAAGGUGUAUGCGGCCUCGACCGCGGACGUGGAGGCCGCCGUUGCGUCCAGCAAGAGGGCCUUUGCAGGGUGGAGAGACACGCCAGUCACAGCCAGAAGAUCUAUCCUGCUCAAAGCUUCUCACUUGUUCAAGGAGAGGAUUCCGGAAUUGAUCGGGGUGGAGACGGAAGAGACUAGCUCGGGCACUGGAUUUGCUGGCUACGAGAUUGCUGUGCUCGCCAGCGACCUGCUCGAGGAAACUGCCUGUGCCAUGAAUCAGGCCUUGAGAGGAGAGACGGCUCCUACUGAUCCUACCGGCAAGCAGAUGAUCAUGGAGCGCGUGCCAUUUGGCUGUGUCCUGGGGAUCGCUCCUUGGAAUGCACCGGUCGUGCUCGGUCUGCGCUCAGUGAUCGGCGCGAUAGCAGCAGGCAACGUCGCCAUCAUGAAGACGUCCGAGUACAGUCCCACCGUUCACACAGCUCUGGCGCAAGUCCUCAUCGACGCAGGCUUGCCAAAGGGCGUGCUCAACGUGCUUCACGUCGACCCGAAGGAUGCGCCCUCCGUGAUUGAUGCGCUGAUCGGUCAUGAAUUCGUCAGAAAGAUAAACUUUACGGGUUCCACGCGCGUGGGUCGUAUCAUUGCGCAAGUAGCUGCAAAGUAUCUCAAGCCCCUUACCCUUGAGUUGGGAGGAAAGAAUCCGAUCGUCAUUACUGAAAACGCAGAUCUGGAUUUAGCUGCAAACAAUGUCAUCUUCGGCGGGUUCUUGCACCAGGGGCAAAUCUGCAUGUCUGCCUCCAACAUCUUCAUUCACGAGAGCGUUCUCGAUGCCGUAUCACAAAAGAUUGCAGCCUUAAUAUCCGAGAACAGCGGCUUGAUUCGCGCCUCGAACCAACCGACUGACCUGGGCAACGACAAAUCGCACCGGCUGCGUGGUCUUUUCAAUAGGGCAUCCCUAGAGCGCGCUCAGGACUUGCUCAAAGAUGCUCAAGAGCACGGAGCCAAGCUCGUCGCUGGCGAGCAAAAGGCUGGAGAGACCAACGGGACCGCGUUCCAGCCCCAUAUCCUCUCAGGUGUGAGCCAGAAGGCUCGUUUGUACCGGGAAGAAGCUUUUGCUCCUCUCCUGGCUCUCAUACCUUACAAGAGCGAAGAAGAAGUCCUCAACAUCAUCAACGAAUCCGAGUAUGGAUUGUCGGCGAGCGUCUAUUCAACUAAUCACGCUCAAGCGUGGCGACUUGCCAGGGCUAUCGAGAGCGGUGCUGUCCACAUCAAUGGUCAAACCGUCCAUGACUCCCAAGACGUGGUCCACGGAGGCGUGAAAGCGAGUGGCUAUGGCAGAUUCAACGGAGCCGAAGGCAUUCGAGAAUUUACCCAGUUGAAAGUCAUCACUAUUGCUGCUGGAGGUGGUACCAAGAUGCCUUUCACCAUGAUGUGAUUCUGCGCUUCUGUAUUUGGCUUGAGCAUGCAGCAACAGACGUGGGGUCGAUUUUGUACAUCUUGCUUAUUUAAGCGUGUUGUACCUACCAGCGGUCGUAUCUCUUUGCGAAAGGCAUCAGAUGAGAUCAUGAGCGU
Molecule: messenger RNA, 1880 nt
Organism: Ceraceosorus guamensis
Lineage: Eukaryota; Fungi; Basidiomycota; Exobasidiomycetes; Ceraceosorales; Ceraceosoraceae
Product: aldehyde dehydrogenase
Exons: 10
Coding region: 214-1743 (509 amino acids)
Molecular function (GO): succinate-semialdehyde dehydrogenase (NAD+) activity
Source: RefSeq, a predicted model, not a curated record